This is a messenger RNA of Phascolarctos cinereus (koala), 5315 nucleotides long. RefSeq names its product golgi SNAP receptor complex member 1 (gene GOSR1). Gene Ontology annotation, molecular function: SNAP receptor activity. Gene Ontology annotation, cellular component: cis-Golgi network; SNARE complex; Golgi medial cisterna. NCBI's taxonomy places the organism in Eukaryota, Metazoa, Chordata, Mammalia, Diprotodontia, Phascolarctidae. Gene Ontology annotation, biological process: inter-Golgi cisterna vesicle-mediated transport; vesicle fusion; endoplasmic reticulum to Golgi vesicle-mediated transport. The record is from RefSeq and is a predicted model, not a curated record.
AAGCGACGCUCUGGCCUUCUUCCUCUUCAGUGCUCCCCGGCCCCGGCUGACGUUGGACAACAGAGAUGGCGGCAGGAACCAGCAACUACUGGGAAGAUCUCCGGAAACAGGCCCGACAGCUUGAAAAUGAACUUGAUCUGAAACUGGUUUCCUUCAGUAAACUGUGCACAAGUUAUAGUCACAGUAAUGCCCGAGAUGGAAGACGCGACAGGUAUAGUUCUGACACAACACCCCUUUUAAACGGAUCAAGCCAAGACAGAAUGUUUGAAACAAUGGCUGUGGAAAUUGAGCAGCUCUUGGCAAGGCUUACAGGAGUAAAUGACAAGAUGGCAGAGUACACAAACAGUGCUGGCGUCCCCUCCCUCAAUGCCGCCCUCAUGCACACGCUGCAGCGACACCGAGACAUCUUGCAGGAUUACACACAUGAAUUUCAUAAAACCAAAGCAAAUUUUUUGGCAAUACGGGAAAGAGAGAACCUCAUGGGAUCAGUACGAAAGGAUAUUGAGUCAUAUAAAAGUGGUUCCGGAGUGAACAAUAGAAGAACUGAAUUAUUUCUGAAAGAACAUGACCACCUACGAAACUCAGAUCGACUGAUUGAAGAAACAAUAAGCAUUGCAAUGGCAACGAAAGAAAAUAUGACGUCCCAGAGAGGGAUGUUGAAGUCUAUACAGAGCAGGAUGAACACGUUGGCCAAUCGUUUUCCUGCAGUGAAUAGCUUAAUCCAGCGGAUCAACCUGCGCAAACGUCGAGACUCCCUCAUCCUGGGUGGUGUCGUUGGCGUCUGCACCAUCCUCUUGCUACUAUAUGCUUUCCACUGAUGGACAUUCUCUAGAGACUCUUGACAACCACCACUUCCUUGAGUUGAUUCCAGUUACAGAGCAGUGGGAAGGAGACAUGGACAGACCUGGAGAGCUGUUGACCAUCAUCAUGUCAUUUAGGGCCUGUGAGAGGCUGUGGUGCUGGUCUGGGUUGGGGCUGAAGCUACAAUGUUUGUGUCCUCUUUUCACCAAAAUUUAUCUCACCCUUUUUGUUUCAAAACCAAACCAAACCAAGAAAAGUUUUCAAUCCUUUGUGUCUCUCUAUGAGGUGAGUAAGCAUAUUGAGGGAAAAAAGUGGCUUCAUGAUGGAAACUAGUGAUUGUUCACUAAAAAAGUACGUCUGAAGCUUGAGUGUCUUCAGGAAGCCAGUGUCCCCUAAAGUCCAGAUUCCAGACUCUUUUGGCCUGUGACCGGUGUAUUGCAGCUUUAAGCCGUCGGGGUGGUUUGGGAAUGAAUGCAGCUUUUUUUUCUUUCUUUCUUUUUUUAAUUUGUGGUAAACAGUCACAGGUCAUUCUGUGUCAUCUGUGCUGUAGACUUCUACUCUGUGUGUUCAGUCUUUUUUUUUUUAAAUAUUCAAAGAUAACUCAGUUUGCACAGAAACUAACCCAACUGUUUUGUUGAACAUCUGUCUACUUUGGGGGACUUUUGGGAGACAACCUUACUUUAGCAUAAGGAAUACUGAGACUGUUGCCCUAAUUGAAAUGCAGUGGAAUAUUUGUUCUAACCAUGAGCAAACUACAGUGAUAGAAGCAUUUUUGGUAUAUAUGCUUUGGUGGGCUAGUGGUCAUCUAAAAAUCUCUGAAAAAAAGACAGUGGUUUUUUUUUAAAAAGGUUGUUCAUUGUUUUGACUAUGGUUUUGUUGUUUUUUUUUUUUUACUGAAUUAAUGUUGUCUGCUUUGAAAGUAGAAUGAAAUCUAAACCCUGCCAUGAAAUGAGAAACUUAGGUUACCUCAGCCAGCUUUCAAAAGUCCCCCAAACUGUCACAUGCCCCAAGCCUUCCUGAGUCAGAACUGACAUACGCUGGUCCCUGAGGAAGGGUAUGGUCCAUUUUGCAGUCAGACAUGCUGCACCUUGAGUAACUAUGUCAUGUGUAAACAAAAACAAUCAGAGAGCCCCCAUGCCAUCCUCUGCUGCAUUAUCUAGCCCAUCUUCUUGUUCCUACUAUGUGAGGGAAUCAGGUCACCCUGUGUCUAUCUUGAUGUAGAAGAUCUCAUCUGGUCAAGGUUUCUGAACCUUCAGAAUGUUAUUACUGUUCAGCAUACAUAUUGCAGAGUCUUCUUUCCAUCCGCUCCUGACUUCUGUCCAUCACUGACAAAAUUAUAAACUGUCCAUUAGAGUUCCUUAAAGUUCAGUCGCUUGAUCAGUCCUCCUAGCAAUUAAUUCCCCAUCUUGGUAGUGAUUGUGGUCAUAUGCAGUGUGGAGAUUUGCCCAACAUCUCUGUUCCUUUCCUGGGGAAAAAAGAAAAAGGCUGCUUGAAACCAUUAGAGUUUCUAAUUCAUGCUCUGGGCUCCACCAGGAGGACUAAAAGAGUUUUGGAUGCGCUGCCAGAACCUCCUCGUGGUGUGUAGAUUAUAUUGUUCAUGUGACCUGGAUAGAGGCUUAUGUCUAGAAUGACACACUGGUGUGAUACGAUACAGACACUGCAGAGAUUUUUCUUUUUGAUGUCAAGGUUCUAUUGCCUUCUGGAUUAGAAGGGGAUGUGAUGAUAAUAUUUUUAAAUUAUUGGGUUUAUUUUUCUAUGUAUGGGUUGAUCACUUCAUUGAUUGGGGGUGCCCUUGAUUUGAAAGAAAAUUAGUUUUCCCUCCAUGAAGCUUGAAGGAUCAGGGAAGUAAAUUCAUUAAUUAAAUUCUCUCUUUUGGGAGAUCAGAGCUCCCCUGACACUUAUUAUCUUUGAUUUUUUUCAAAGGGCCUCAGUUGGUGGUUGUGUCCCAGCUAGAGUUUAUAGAACUUUUGGUUACUCUACAGUUGGCAUUUAUAAAAUCUGCAGUUAUCAUAAAAUAAAGUUAUUUAUUUAAUUAUAUAACCAGUCUUUUUACUGGUCUGAUUAUUUGGUGCAUUCAUUAAAUCUAAUUGUAUGAGAAUCAAAUUGCUAUUAUAAAAAAAUAAUCUUGCUUACUAUAACUAAAUAAUCAGUUUUGUUGGCUGGUUAACCUUUAAGUCAGGGUCAUGCAUAUGUGAAGGAAUAGAAUUUCUGUCAGGUAUCCUUUGUUUCUUUUGUGGUUAUUGGUAAUGAAUUUCACUUUGUGACCUUCCCCGACAAUCCCCCACCCCCGCCACCCCAAAACUCAUAUGAUUCAUUAUUACUGUUGUGUUUCUCACUAGCGCUGGAUACCAGUGGCCAAGACAUACUCGUUAUCAUCAGGGAUUCUGUAAUGGCUUUGUUUAAUGUAUUCCUACAUUCUCCAGAAAGAUCCUUCCAAAAAAAUGCUACCAACCCCUACGAUCUCAUAGAAUGUAAGGUUUGAAAGUGCUCGGUCUAAGCGAGAGAAGCUAAGUUAUUUGCCUGAGAUCACCCAACUAGUCAAUGGCAGAAGUAGCUCUAGAGCCCAGAUCCCUGACUCCUCCUAGUCCAGUAUGCUUUCUGCCAUCCGGUAUUACAGCAAGAAAGGGAGGAGUGCUGUUCUUGCUCCCCAUGUGGCAUUUGGUCCACAAUACCUUAGUCCUUUGAAGUUCUGAUUUUCACAGCCUGUGCCCUUGUCUUUAAAUUCAUGUCUUUUGCCUGGAAAAAGUGUAUUCUUGUUGAGAAGAGAAGGACCAAUUCUGAAAUCCUAUUUCUCUGCCCCCCCCCAAAAAAAAAGCUGCUUGAUGCUUUGGGGAAGAAACAUUCAGUGCCAUGAAUUUUUCUUUUUUAUGUCUUAUUAACAGCCAGACACUCAGAACUUUCUAAUUCACUGUCAAGAUGAGAAAUCAUGGCAACAAAAAUGGUGGAAGGUGCAGGAAAUUCCAAAAGAUACAUUUUUUUCCUUUGGGUUUAUUGAUAUCUUAGUAAAAUGUUUAAUUAAAAACUACUUUGUUCUUUCCUAAUUCAAGCCAUCAGCUCUAGGUGCUUUUGGUCUUUUGUCCUGGUAAUUUUCCAUUCAUAUAUGAAUGAAGUGAAGUGCUCCCUAUAAAAUGCAUUAUUUUACUUUUCAUGGGAUAAGAGUUUGGAGAUUUAGAGCAGAAAGAGACCUCUGAGGUGAUUUUGUCUGGCCCUUUCAUUUUAUAGAGAGAGUAGAUGCCGGGGGUCAGAGAGGCGCAAUGAUUGCCCAGGGUCACUACGUCCCGUGCCAGUGCUCUGCCCACUCCGUUACUUGACCAUCAUGUAUUUUCAUUCUCAGAAAAAGGCUUUUCUGCCUGGUCAUUUGUAGGUUUGGGUGUAAGAAAAACCUUCCCAGCAAGGAAAGUUGAUUCAUGGCACUUGCAACUGUGUUCAUGGAGGAAAAACCCUGAGAAUGGAGACAGCAUGGCAAGAAAUGCCCUGCGAGGUCACUUGCUUUCUUUGUGUGUGAGAUCGGAUAUAUUCACCACUUUCUCUUUAGUAUUGGAUACUACUAAAUGCAUCUUAUUAAGAGAUUGUGCUUAUGGCAGUAUGAAUGGAGUACCUGUUUCUGAUAUGACAAGGAAAAGGCUUAAUCUCAUAUUUUCAAAGUUUGCAACAUAUUAAAAAUUGAAGGACCUCAAUCAUACAUGCCAACCAUUAACUUCUGUAGUUCUCUUUAGCUAGAUUUUUUUUUUAUUACAACAAGCAGUGGAAAGGAGUAGAACGUCAGGCUUAGACUGGGCUUAUUUAUUUGUUAUGCCUCAAGUUAGAUCAUUAACAAGUUAAUUACAGUCCACCAAAUAAUUGAUGACCUCCAAGAAUUUUCACUUAACCCUUCCCUGCGGACAUUGACACUUGGGUCACUCUGGCUAGACUAACGUAACAUUGACUUCUGUGGCAAGUGUAACAGAUGAGUGGGGAGCUCCUCAGAGAACUCCAGGAGUUGUGUUCCGUCCUCUGGGGAUGUUUUGCCUCUUUGAACUCAUACUAGAAAGAUGCACGACUUUGUUCGUAGGCCGAUCCUGUGAAGUGCAUCACCAAACUCAAAUCUUUCUUGAAGGUGAAACUAAAGGAAGGGCCAGACACGGACCAAGACUGUUUGUGGAAUGAGAAAUUAAGACAAAGCUGAGCCAUAUUUUGGGGUCUUUGGUGACUUUCUCUGUACCUCAGAUCUGUCUCACCCAGGUACUGGGGCCUUUGCAUUUGCUUUCAUUCUUUCAGCUCUUAAACGAGACAGAGAAUCAGUUACCAUCAUACAUCACCAGGAUGAAAGAUGUUCCCUCAUGAAAAAUGCCAAUUCAAAACUCUUGUCUCUUCUUUUACAGUUGCACUUUCUAUUUUUUUCUUUUAAAAUAGCUUAUUGGAACCUAUUUUAUUGUAUUUGUAAUUAAUUUUUAUUCUCAUCUAAUGUGCAUUUUCUGUCUGUAUAGAAAAGGCUUUGUUAUGUAAUUUAAUAAUAAACUAGAAUUCUAACUGGU